ACGAGACAGCACAGCCCGGAGUACAGCGACGAGACAUACCGCUGGAAACGAAUAAGCAGAGAAAGGCACCCAAGAAAGCCAAGAAGAGAUCGGAGGGAGGCGGCUCCAACGUAUUCUCCAUGUUUGAACAGGCUCAGAUCCAGGAGUUCAAAGAAGCCUUCACCAUCAUGGAUCAAAACAGAGACGGCUUCAUUGACAAGAAUGACCUGAGGGACACUUUCGCUGCUUUAGGCCGUGUAAAUGUCAAGCAAGAAGAGAUUGAUGAGAUGCUGAAGGAGGCACCAGGACCCAUUAAUUUCACAGUGUUUCUCACCAUGUUUGGAGAGAAGCUAAAAGGUGCCGACCCGGAGGAGACCAUCCUCAACGCGUUCAAAGUCUUCGAUCCGGAGGCGAAAGGAACGUUAAGGAAAGAUUUUGUGACCGACAUGUUGACCACUCAGGCGGACAGGUUCUCCCCUGAAGAGAUGGAACAGAUGUUUGCAGCAUUCCCACCAGAUGUAGCGGGAAACCUGGACUACAAAAACCUGGUCCACGUCAUCACGCAUGGCGAAGAGAAAGACCAAGAGUAGAUGACUCCUAAGAUUUCCCUGUGGACGUUUAAAGGGAGACACCCCAAGUGAAUAGAGUAGAAGCUUCUUAUAGAUAUUACCAUGACGCUUCCCCAGUUGAGUACUUAUAUUAAGGAAUAUUUCUAAAAUGUUAUGUUUACAAAUGCAACUGAGGUACUAUUAGGUGCUAACCUUUGGUGAAUUUAGGAGAAAUAUACAUACACAAACAGACAGAGUAGGAGAAUAAAUGUGUAUUUUGGAUGUUUUCUCUGCACUUAUCAAAAGGGAGAAAAGUUCUGGAAGUAAAAUAGCCCUGAAUCUCAAAAUUGACCAAUGCAUGAAAAAUGUUUUAGCCUGUGGUGCCUCCCCCUAAAUGAAUGGGUCAUGUUUGUACAGAAAUAUCACAAUAUCAACAGCAUAAAAACAGAUUAAACAGAAACCAUUUCACGUUUCAUAUUCAUUUACAUGAAUUACAUCAUUUUGCAUUAAUGUAUUAAGCAUUAUAUGUCAGUGUGUUUAUAGGUACAUCUUAUACUAUGCUAUCCACAUGUGAUCUCUGUAUGUAACAGUUCAAAUAAAAAAUCAAUGAGACCACAGAAAUGCUAUGCUAUGAGAAAUGUUUGCUGAAUGAAUACACAAAAGGAGGGUUGGUAUCACUGAAGAAGAUAAUUGCAAAGAUCCACUCUUGAUGGUGUGCGGGAUUCUUCCCGUGGUCAGGAGGUUAAACAUGCAGCAGGCCUGUGAGGAUGUUCGCUAAUCCCAGUGUGAGAAACAACAAUUAUUAUUUUACAUUUGGCUCAAGGGGAUUUGUGUGCAGCUUCACUUCCCAUUGUUGCAACAGAGAAGCUGUUGCAGUCAUGAUAUUUAAUUAGCCAGUGCUAAUAGUCCAGUGCUGCCUUUGCAGCAGUGUUUUAAGAUAUCUGUAUUUGAGUUUGAGCUCGGUUGCUCAAUAAUGGGCAAAUGCACUCUGGCUGGACGGUGAUGAUCAGAGUAGCACAGUGUCAAUUUAGGGAGGAACCUUUUCCUUAACUAAGAGUCCAAACGCUGCUUUAACUUGUACCUUGUAAGAUUAAAAUACAUAUAUAUUAAGUUAUAUUGUUUUGCAAUCAAAAAGUAAUAAGUGAUUAUAGUUAACGUGCAUAGUAAUUUAAUAGUUGUUCCAUUUGUUUAAGUUAAAAGGGUGACUAUUGUUUUUUGUUUGCCAGGCUUGGCUAACCUACAAGAGAUUGGAGUUUCAUAGCAGUACCCUCCUAUGAAAUCUAAAUUUAGCGGCUGAAAAAUGCUGAAACAUGUAUGAAUUUCUUCCCUGUAAAUAUAUCAUCACUGCCAAAACACUGGAGGGCUUGAAUAGUUUGUUGUCGUCUGAUUUUUAGUAACCAGACUAUUGCAACACUUAAAGUCUUGAUUUGAUUUUUUAAAGAAGAUCGGCAUAUACAUGCUGCUGAAUAAUGAAUAAUAAUUACAGCAUCCAUCAUUGACCAUUAUCCAUUUGUUCCCAAAAUGUUGCUGUACAAAUGAUUUACGUAGCUAUUCCAGCACCAUGUUAUUACCAAUACAACUAUAUUAUUGCUUAAGACUGACUAAUGAUUGAGCUAGUGUAUAAUUACACAGUAAUAAGCAGCUGUCUAUUUUGUAACGACAUCAACCCGGUGUAAAAUACUAAACUACUCACGCUGUUCUCAGGGGAGCUGCUUCCAUCCGUGCAUCAAGUAUUUUAGGAUCAUGGGAUUUCCCCUUAAAUUUGACAUAUUGUAAAAUACAUCUCAAUUGAACAACUGAUCUUUGAUUGGAUGUGCUGUUGUUAGUACCAUAACUAGACUUCAAUUGAUUUAAAAUGCUUUAGCAAUACAUUUGAGAGAAUCACUGCACCAAGUAUGUAAAUUAUUUUUUAUUUUUUUAAAUACUAUGCAACUAUGUUGCAUUAAAACAAUCUUACAUUCUCAUCAAUUAGGUAUAUAUAUAAACAUAUACAUAUUUAAUUCACACCCUCAGAAAUAGCUUUACAAACAAUCCUUUCGAAAAGCUGAACAUUUAUGUUAGCGUUGUUCCAUAAUUUAACUCCUACAAUAAAGAUACAUCUUUUAAUCCCUUUUUCUGACUGUGACUUUGUUUGCAUUAUGUUAUAAUUUACCAAAUCAUUAAAUUUCAUAACAUGAGAUUUUAAAAACAAUGGAUGUGUGUGCUCGAAGUAAAAGAGGUAAGAAUGUCUCUCUUAAAAAUGAUGCCUGAUGCUCAUAAUAAUCAAGUCGAUGUUGUUUCUUUUUUUACCCUCCAAAAACUCAUAAUCUGUAUCCAGGUUA
Messenger RNA from Pseudoliparis swirei, 2848 nucleotides. RefSeq names its product myosin, light chain 2b, regulatory, cardiac, slow (gene myl2b). Gene Ontology annotation, biological process: heart development; muscle cell fate specification; cardiac muscle contraction. NCBI's taxonomy places the organism in Eukaryota, Metazoa, Chordata, Actinopteri, Perciformes, Liparidae. Gene Ontology annotation, cellular component: myofibril; cytoplasm. The record is from RefSeq and is a predicted model, not a curated record. The transcript is spliced from 7 exons. Gene Ontology annotation, molecular function: calcium ion binding. The coding region runs from base 120 to 569 and encodes 149 amino acids.